Molecule: messenger RNA, 3900 nt
Organism: Polistes dominula (European paper wasp)
Lineage: Eukaryota; Metazoa; Arthropoda; Insecta; Hymenoptera; Vespidae
Gene: Shmt
Product: serine hydroxymethyl transferase
Biological process (GO): tetrahydrofolate interconversion
Cellular component (GO): mitochondrion; cytoplasm; nucleus
Molecular function (GO): pyridoxal phosphate binding; glycine hydroxymethyltransferase activity
Source: RefSeq, a predicted model, not a curated record
CAUUUGUUACAAAUAUUCAAUUUGUUGAUUACAAAUUAAAUUAAAAUAUUAAAUGAUAAAAUAGUAAUACAAUGUACGUCAUCAGUACAAAGAGAAGUUCUAAACAUAUACAUAUAUACAUAAAAACAUAGAUAUUUAUGUUAUAAAAACAAAAAAAUAAACAGACAAAAUCUUAUUUUGUAAAAACGUAUUUUAAAUAAUUCCACUCUAGUCUCGAUUAUCCAUUGAAAUUGGAUUUAUUAACGUUGUUUGUCUCCUGAUCAUGCUGAUUAAUCUUGCUGUAUACAUACAUAUAUACAGAUCCUUAUCAUUAGUAAAUCGUUCAAUUCUUUGAUAAAACACUAGAUAACAAAUUCUAUAAAUAGUUUCUCAUGAGUGAAUUAUUUCAUUGCAUUCUAUAAAUAACAAAUUCAAGAUGGAAGAUGCAUUAAGAUCAUAACUUCACAGAAUCAUUUCUGUAGUAUAUUUUGAAAAAUCCUUAGCAUAAAUCCUGAGCUGAUGCAUUCACGAUGAGGAGUUGUUUCUUUCUUACAUGAGCGUGAGAACAACUCAUUGUUAAUCUUAUCGAUAAUUUUUUACUUUACUAGAUAGAAGAAACAAAAGAAAAGGGGAUUUUUGAGAUACUUCUGGUUGUAUUGUUCGCUUUUUAUUAGAUGUGACCGAUUACUCGAUUGCUUAAUACAGUUUUACAGUGAAUUCCCACUGUGGAUUAUUAAUCCAUGUUUUAUAUAAACUGAUUUCAUUAUUAAAAUCAAGUAUUAGAUACUAUACCGUAUUAGCGAUUAGUAGAAUCAAUAGAUUAUCUUUAUCUUAAAUUACAAAUCUUAUCAUUUGUGUGAUAAGAUCUUAAAAAUCGUGUGCUCAAACUUGUGCUAAAUAUAUGCAUCUUAUGACAUGUGUACUGAGGAACAAUUGAACCACGUGUCUAACUCGUUUUUUGUUUACAUUUGUUCUGAAUGAAGUACCACGUGAUUGUAGGCUAAAGGGUUAAGGUACAAUAUUUAAUGGGAAGUAUUUGCUAAUACUUAUUUUUGGGAUUAGCAUAAUAUACUUUAUGAUUACGUAUAUUGAUCGAUAAUCUAUGACAUAGGAAUGUGAUUUCAUAAAAUACGAUAUAUUCGCAAUAAAUAAUAAAAUGGUUAUGGUUAUCAUGUGUAGAAAUAAAAAAAAAUGAAAAACAACAUAAAAAACACUUAUAAAUAUUAAGACCUCCCGCAUUGAAAGUUAUAUGAUAACGAGUAUCAUAUGUAAGCUAAUAUCUUGACGUAAGUAGAAGAAAAUGUUGUGUUGGUAUUGCGACAAAAAAUAUUCAUUAAAAACCGACCAAACUGGAAAAUCAACAAAGGAAAUUAUAGUAAUCAAUGAUCUUACAUAUGCAUAUAGAGAAUGUGUACUACUUUCAAAUUGACUUUCGCGUUAGACGAAUACAUGCGAAAAAAAUCGAUCUUGCACGAUCGAAUAAUAUUCACAUAGUAAUACAAUAGAUCGUUUAUUUAACAAAUUUUAUUGAUCAUAUUUUUUAUAUCAACUUGAUAAUAUGUUUAAGAUAAAAAUUAAUUUGAAUAUUGCAAAUAUUUUUGUAUUCAUUUAAAUCGAUAACGUUUACGAAUAACAUGAAUAAGUCGAUACUUCAGUAUAACACAUGUAUAAGUAUGGUAUACAUUUAUGUACGUUAUCACAUCAAAUUUGAGUAGAUUCUUAUCUGAAUGAAAAAAUCAAAUGAAUGAAUUUAGGAUUAAAGCAGGAAACAUGUUCUUUCCAUUUAUGUAUAUAUAUAUAUAGAAAUACGGGUUAGUAAUUUAAACGAUUGGUUGUACUUGACGUUGGAUGGAGUAAAUAUUAGGUAAUAAAGAAAGUAGAUAGAGAAAGGUUUAUUAGAGAUAGAGUUAGAAGUUAAAUGGAAAAACUUGAUACGGAACAAGAAAAAUUUUAACGAGCAUAGGUAUCCCCUAUACGCAUACUCACAAAUAAGACGUAAUAUUUGAAAUUUAUUUUUCUUCUCUUCACAUGUGAUCAACGAACUCUAGUGUAGGUUAUCUUAUAGGCUAUCUAAUUUAGAUAAAAGAAGUUACAUUUUUAUUAGAAGUGGAUCACCUUUGAAUGAAGCAUAUGUACUGUAAAAAUUCAUUUAUUUUGAUAUUUCAACUGUGUUGACCGAAGAAACACUUAUGCAUUCAUUAUUUUAUUGAUUUCGAUAUUUAUUAAUUAAAUUAAAUAUAUUUUUGUGAAAAUGCUUCGAACGUGGUUUCAUUUAAGUCGCCAAGGUCUUAAAUUUAUUAACAAUAAACUAUUUAUUAAUUACGUCAUAAAGAAUGACGUUGAGUGUAUUCAAAAACACCUCUUUGGCAUCUAUGGCAGUUUCCACAGGAGUUUUCAUGUCACCACUUGUACGACCACCUGUGGCAUUCCUAAUCAACAAACAAUGGCGGAUAUUUUGUAUGGUAAUCUCUGGGAUCUUGAUCCAGAAUUAUUUAAAUUAAUGGAAAAAGAAAAGAGACGUCAGGAAUCUGGUCUCGAAAUGAUUGCCAGUGAAAAUUUCACAUCUCUCAGUGUAUUGCAAUGUUUAAGUUCUUGUCUUCAUAAUAAAUACAGCGAAGGUCUUCCGGGACAAAGAUACUAUGGUGGAAACGAAUACAUUGAUGAAAUAGAAAUAUUAGCACAGAAAAGAUCUUUAGAAGCAUUUAAUUUAAAUCCCGAAGAAUGGGGAUGCAAUGUACAACCUUAUUCUGGAAGUCCUGCUAAUUUUGCGGUCUACACAGGAUUGUUAGAACCUCAUGGCCGUAUCAUGGGUUUAGAUCUUCCAGAUGGUGGACAUCUUACACAUGGAUUUUUCACUGCAACCAAGAAGAUCUCUGCAACAUCAAUUUUCUUUGAAUCCAUGCCUUAUAAAGUUAAUCCUGAAACAGGUUUUAUUGAUUAUGACAAAUUAGCAGAGCAAGCGCAAUUGUUUAAACCAAAAGUUAUUAUAGCAGGAGUAUCUUGUUACAGCAGAUGUUUAGAUUAUAAAAAAUUUAGAGAAAUAGCAGAUGAAAACAAUGCUUAUCUGUUUAGCGACAUGGCUCAUAUCUCUGGUUUAGUUGCAGCAGGUUUAAUUCCUAGUCCGUUUGAAUAUAGUGACGUUGUUUCCACUACAACUCAUAAAACCUUAAGAGGUCCUCGUGCUGGUGUCAUUUUUUAUAGAAAAGGUGUUAAAAGUGUAAAAAAGGAUGGAACACAAAUAAUGUAUGAUUUAGAAAAUAGGAUUAAUCAAUCAGUAUUCCCAGGACUUCAAGGUGGACCUCAUAAUCAUGCAAUUGCUGGCAUUGCUACAACAAUGAAACAAGCUAAAACACCUGAAUUUCUUGCUUAUCAAAAACAAGUUAUUGCCAACGCAAAGAGAUUGUGCAAAUGUUUAGAAGAUUUUGGUUACAAGAUUAGUACCGGAGGAACUGAUGUUCAUAUGUUAUUAGUAGAUUUGAGGCCCUUUGGAAUUACGGGUUCUAAGGCAGAAAAAAUUUUAGAAGAAAUUUCUAUAGCAUGUAAUAAGAAUACUGUUCCUGGUGAUAAAAGUGCGCUUAAUCCUGGUGGUAUUAGAUUAGGAACACCAGCACUGACUACGCGUGGCCUCAAAGAAAAAGACAUUGAAAAAGUCGCAGACUUUAUACAUAAAGGAUUACUAUUAUCUAAAGAAAUAACAAAAAUAUCUGGACCCAAACUUGUUGACUUUAAGAAAGUACUGAAUACUGACCCUGAUAUUAAAGCUAAAGUUGCUGCAUUAAAAACUGAAAUUGAAACCUUUUCUUGCCAAUUUCCAAUUCCAGGAAUUGAGCGAUAUUAACAAUAUGUUCACUUGAUUAAUCCUCUAGUAGACGUUAGCACAUCAACUUUUCUGAUAAAACUAACCUUGUCACAUGAAAGGUG